CACCUUUAGUUUAUUGCCAACGGCCAUUAAACACCACAAGAAGAAGAAGAAGAGUUUAUUUGCGGGAGGCUGACAGCUGCUGCUGCAGAAAUCUUCUCCGAGUUUGAAAAAACCAUCCUGCGGUACGAAGAAGAGAUGGAGCGUCAGCGCAGACUGCUGGAUCUCUGCUGGAAACCUGAACUAAAGCUGCACAGAGUCGACUUCCAACAGGAGCCUGUCCUGGCAGACCAGGACUCCAGCCCGGUCCAAGAGGAACCAGAAUCAGAACCUCAACAGAUCAGCACGGCCCACGAGGAACCAGACUCUAAAUGUGUCAAAGUAGAAGAAGUGGAGGAGCUCUGCACCAGUCAGGAGGAAGAUCAGGUCCAGCUGAAGCAGGAGACUGACCCGAUAAYGAUGACCUCGUCACAUGAAGAACCAGAGGCAGACAGGGAGCCGCCCAUCUUCAGUCAAACAUUCGCUUCCUGCCUGAUUUGUGGAGCAACGUUUCCUGGGAGAACAUUUCUCCUAAAACACAUGAAGGUCCACGAGGUCACGAGCCUGAAGUCCGACCGCCCGCCGUUCUGCUGUCCCGUCUGCAGUGACAAGUUCCCGGCUCGUCACGGGUUGAUCCUGCACAUGAGGCGCCACGUCGACAAGAAACCGUUUCCCUGCGGCUUCUGUGGAAAGAGGUUCCCCUUCAAAAGAAACUGUGAGGUCCACAUGAGAAUCCACRUGAGGCAGAGCCUGCAGUGUAACGUCUGUGGGGAGAGGUUCACCUGUAAAGACCAGUUCACCUAUCACAUGAAGAUCCACAUGGACCAGGACCUGAACCUGGACCACUGUUGUCCCACYUGCAGCAAAACCUUCUCCUCCAGCAGAGGGUUAGUCGUCCACAUGAGGAGUCACACUGGAGAGAAACCGUUCUCCUGCRGAUUUUGCCCAAAGACUUUCAGCUGCAGGAAGAAAUGUAAAAGCCACAUGAGAGUCCACGCCAGCCGCGAGGACGACUUCACUGACGAGGACCAGCUCAAAACCCACGUGAGGAGCGACGCGAGCGAGGCCCUGAACCCCGAGCACUGCUGUCCCACCUGCAACAAGACGUUGUCCUCCAACAGCAGCCUGGUCGUCCACAUGAGGAGUCACACGGGAGAGAAACCGUUCUCCUGCAGGGUCUGCAGGAGGCAGUUCAGCACCAAAGGAAACUGCGAGAACCACAUGAGGCUCCACACGGGGGAGAAGCCRUACUCCUGCARGACGUGUGGAAGAUGUUUCACUUACAGCUCACAACUUAAAAACCACACAAAGGUCCACCUGGACGCCACGGUCCCCUCUGCUGGACCAUGUGGAGCAGGUUUCUGAGGAGUCCUGAGAAGUCUUCAGUAUAUUCAGAUUACUUAUCUGUGACCCAUCAUAUUCAAAUGAGGAUUAAAUCAMAUUUGUUCAAAAUGAC
Molecule: messenger RNA, 1432 nt
Organism: Austrofundulus limnaeus
Lineage: Eukaryota; Metazoa; Chordata; Actinopteri; Cyprinodontiformes; Rivulidae
Product: oocyte zinc finger protein XlCOF20
Exons: 2
Coding region: 136-1341 (401 amino acids)
Source: RefSeq, a predicted model, not a curated record